This is a messenger RNA of Anopheles merus, 2330 nucleotides long. RefSeq lists its product as uncharacterized. The transcript has 2 exons. The record is from RefSeq and is a predicted model, not a curated record. NCBI's taxonomy places the organism in Eukaryota, Metazoa, Arthropoda, Insecta, Diptera, Culicidae. The coding region runs from base 115 to 1902 and encodes 595 amino acids.
UCGCGAUUCAGUUGAUCGGUCACGGUGCACCCACUCUGGACGCGAAGCUACUGACGCAGAGAGCUCCAGUUUCGUUAAGCACAGCCGUAUAGGUGUGAGCAAGUAUAGCGCAAGAUGGCAGGGGAACACAAUACGGAAUCCGGUGCGGAACAGCCCGUAGUCGCCGAGCGAGCAACAGCAACUACACCGACGGAGGCAUCAGUUGAAAAGUCAUCCGAUGCUGUUGGUGCUGCCGUGGAAAUAGUUGAGGAAAAGAAGGUUGAUCAGCAGCAGGAAACAGUGCAGGAGUUAGUUGCUGACGUAGUUGAGGAGGAGAAGCCUGAACAGCAGCAGGAAACAGUGCGGGAUGCAUUACAGGAAGCAUCGGUGGAAAAAGUGCUGGUGGAUGGUGGAAUGAUGGAGGAAACCAGUGCAGCAGUGCAACAAAUAGUGGAAGAACCGCACCAUGAAGCCUCGUCGGACGUAUCCGUAAAGGAGGAAGCGGUAGCUGAUGUAUCUGCAGCUGCGGAACCGACAGAGGCAGUGGAAAACAACGUGACGACGGAGCAAGCAAACAGUGAACCGGAGAAAUCCGCUUUAAUAAAUGAAACAGACGUUGCCGAGCAUCCUGUUGCUAGUGAAGAAAGCUCUAUCGCUCCGCCAGCAGUCGCUGAUGCUGCCACUAGCUCUGGUGAGCUUCCCCAGUAUCUGUACAAUGCCAUGGAACAGGUGGCAAUCGAGCAGGGCUUUACGGCGGGCAAGUUCAAGAUAGAGUUUGACGUCGGUUCCAACAAGGGCGAUGGUUUCGUGGGACAAAUGUUCAAAGCUUUCCUGCAAGAGGGCGAUCGACGGGAGGUGUAUUUGUGCAAGAUUCCACCGCUGAACGAGGCACGCCGUCGGCAGUUCCAAUCGAUGACUAUCUUUAGCCGCGAAACGCUUGCUUACAAGAGUCUGCUACCGCUGAUAUUCACCUACCAGCAGGAGAAGGGCAUCAGCCGGGAGGAUGGGUUCUUCAACGUGCCGAAAUGUUACUAUGCCGAGUGUGACGAAUCCACCGAACAGUCGGUCAUCAUCAUGGAGGAUCUGCGGCUGAAGGACUACCGCAUGUGGAAUAAACUGGUACCUGUGAACUACGAACAUGCGCGGCUAACUAUGCAGCAGUUGGGUCGACUGCAUGCCGUAUCGCUGGCGAUGAAGCGUGACCGGCCGGCCGAUUUCGAGCAGUUUAAGGUGCCGGACCCGCUGGAUGUGAUGAUGCCGGAAGGUAGUCCGUUGGAGGCGAUGUUGAUUAAAAUGCUCACCGAUGCGAAGGAAACGCUUGAACCGAACGAAACCAAGGAGCGGACGAAGAUGCAGAAGCUGAUUGACAAUAUGCGGCAGGAGAUGAAAAACUGUACGGAUGGUGCGCUGGCGGAGCCCUAUGCCGUGCUCGGUCACGGUGACUGUUGGGUGAACAACUUUAUGUUUCACUAUAAGAACGGCGCCCCAGAGCAUGUAAUUCUGCUCGAUUGGCAAAUCACGCGGUACGUCUCGCCGGUCACGGACCUGUCGUACUUCAUCUUCUGCUGCACGGACGGAGAGUUCCGGCGGCGGCACUACGACGAGAUGAUGAGCAUCUACUACAACUCGCUGGAAGCACUGCUCGAAAAGCUUGGCCACAACCCGCAGGAAGUGUUCCCGCGGACGGCGCUGAUGCGACAGCUGCGCCGCUUCGGUCGGUUCGGCAUACUGAUGGCCAACUUCCUGGUGCCCAUGCUGUGCACGCGCAACGAAGAUCUGCCCGAUAUGGACGAGGUGGCCGAAAAGUAUCGCGAAACGAAUGAGAUGGAUUUGAACGCGAUGACGCUGAAUGCGAACCAGAGGGCGUACCGGGAGCGCAUGAGCUCGGCGAUACGGGACAUGGUGCAAUAUGGCUACCUGUAAGCUCGGGGGCAUCGCCGCAUCUGGCCACCUCCAAGGGAAUUUGCGAUAACAUUGCGAUAUGUGUACGCGUGACGUGUUCAUCGCACAAGGUGUACAAGCAAUGGUGGGAAGGCUCGAAAGUGUGCACGAGCUUAGCAAGAGUCGGUGUACUUUUAGAUUUAGGAAAACCCCCUCGCUGGAAAGCUUUCUGAGAGACACAUGCAGAGGAUGUAAAUACAGCUGUUUGCUGUACGCAAAUAAAAACACACCGUAGAUCAUUUGUGGAGACAAACGGAGAAUGAAAAGGAAAUAAUUGUAAAUUUAUCCCCACCUGCCCGUGUAUAUGACGCUUCAUGUCGAUAAAAUGAACCGUUCCGAUAAGCCUCCUGCUAUCGUGCGUGUGGAUUUAUCUUAUCUUAAAUUGUUUUUAAAUAAACUUGACACCUGUA